Messenger RNA from Cornus florida, 3768 nucleotides. RefSeq lists its product as uncharacterized. NCBI's taxonomy places the organism in Eukaryota, Viridiplantae, Streptophyta, Magnoliopsida, Cornales, Cornaceae. The transcript has 15 exons. The record is from RefSeq and is a predicted model, not a curated record. Gene Ontology annotation, cellular component: nucleus. Gene Ontology annotation, molecular function: protein serine/threonine kinase activity; ATP binding. Gene Ontology annotation, biological process: mitotic DNA damage checkpoint signaling; protein phosphorylation. Bases 477 to 3590 code for a protein of 1037 amino acids.
UUCAACAAAACCUUGUCAGAUAAAAUUUAGUUUGGAACUUUGAAUAACUGCCUAAAUUUUUUAUGGAUUAUUAUUUUUAAUUAACAAAAUUUAAAGAAUCAUUAAAAAAAAAAGAAUGAAAAGAAAAAUCCUGUAAUAAUAGUAUAGUUAUUGACAUAUUUUAAUAAUUAAGUAAGGGCGAUUUCAAAAACAAAUCCUUACCAAUUGGAGCGGUAUGGCAUUCUUCAAAUCCACUUAAAAAACAACUCUGAAUAGAAUUGGCGGGAACUCCGCACGUGCCAAUUAUCAAACCCUACACCAGUCCCCUUCGCGCUCCUCUCUCUCUCUCUCUCUCCAAAUUGAUAACAUUUCUGCAAAUCUUCCACAUCUAUCUCCAUAAUUGAAACCCUACCAGCAACUUUCUCUCUCUAAUCUUCUUCUCCAUUUUCACCACUCACAGAUCCUAACUCUCUCUCUAUCUCUAGAUCUGAACCUCCAUGGAAACUCAACUCACAAGCUCAGAACUCAGUGGAGUGACCAACACUGAAUUAAGCAAAGCCUGGCACAUCCUCUCUCUCCUCCUACGAAUUUCCCGUCCGGCUCGUCCGGUCGAACUCGCUUCUCGAUGCAAUUUGUUCUCCGCAUCGCCGGAUUUCGUCGAGUACCUUUGUUCAAUCCCUAUUUCACCACUCUUCUUGACCAGUGAUCUCUUUGUCACGCCGUCUCUAGUUGCAUUUGCAGCUUUUGGGAACUUUUUAUCGAAUUUUAACCUAAUUGCGGCAUUUCUGCCUCCGAUAGGGUUCGGAUUUCGUGGCCGAAAGAGAAUGUGGGAGGAGGUCGUGUUAACGUAUCAUCGAAGGCGGAAGAGGCCGAAAUUGGAUUUUGAAUGUCUACCGGUAGCCAAAAAAAGAGUUUUUUUGCAUACUGCGGAUGGGGACGAAGAAGAUCGAAUUGUGUUGGCUUUGCCUGACAGGAUUCAAACUGCCUGUGCCAAGGUAAAUUUUCAUACAGAUGAUGGAAUGUGCAGUAGAAUAAAUACACAGCCAGGUGAGACAUCAGUCAUGGCGGUCGACUCUGGGAAUCUAAAUGAACUGAUGGUCAGAACUUCCUUGCUUAUCAACUCCAAACCUGUUGAAGAUGAAAGCAAAAAGGAUACAGAUAUGUUUGUUAACAGGAAAGAGCAUAAAUACGUAUAUACACCAGAGUAUCACCAUGGAUUUUUCAGUCCUGAAAGAUUUCUGCAUGUACACAAUUCAAUAGCAGCAGAAAAAAUAAUGGCAUUUAGACCUCAUUCAGAACCAUCUCUUUUAACUAAUGUUACAGAAAAUUCAAGUGUAUUGAGAGAAGCUCCAAUGGAUAGGACAAAUUCUACAGGUAGAAUUAAUAUCAACACAUUAUCUUGUCUAGAAGUAGAUGAGCAAAUAAGAAUCUCACCGGUGGAGGCCGAGAAUGUUCAUGCUCUAGAAGUAGAUGAACAAAUAAGAAUCUCACCGGUGGAGACCGAGAAUGUUCAUGCUUGUAAAACUACAAAUGUCAGAACAGUUGAAAGAAUUGUGGAAGGCCGAGAAGAACAGUUAACUGAUUGCUGUAUUUUUUGUCUCCCUACUAAUUCUGCUGAAGUGGACGUGCAACCUAAGGAUGAUGUUAAAAGAAUGAGCAGAUGUGAUGAUAUGAUGCCAUCUCUGCAUAGAGAAAAAACUACAGUACAUAUGGAGAGUCAGGCUAUGCUUUCAGCAGCUGUGCUCUCUGCUGGGGAGAGGCAACUCACGGACCCCACUGCCAAAUUGAAGGCUGUUCAGAAAGAUGCACUAAAUCCUAGAACCGGAGUUUAUCACAGGACACCAGAGAAGAGUAAGGCUAUUGGUGCUAUUACAGAGCAGCAGCAACGUAGAAGAAAUAAAAAUCCAAUUUUUGCGAAGCAGAUGUUAAAGCAGAAUUGUGACCGGAACAUGUAUACUAAAGAGAAUAGGGGAAAUUCUAAAGAAAAAAGGGAUAAAUCUCUCUCACAUACUCUCAAUAACCAACUGGAGCCAAAAGCGCUACCAAACUUUGAAUCUUUUGCUGUAGAGGAGGAAGAAGGUUCAGGUGGUUAUGGCACAGUUUACAGGGUGCAGAGGAAGAAUGAUGGUGUAACAUUUGCUAUUAAAUGUCCCCAUGCAAAUGCUAAUAGACACCAUGUUCACAAUGAGCUGAAGAUGUUGGAACGAUUUGGGGGUAAGAACUUCAUUAUAAAAUAUGAAGGUUCUUUCAAGAGUGGAAAUUCUGAUUGCAUUGUUCUAGAGCACGUUAAGCAUGACAGGCCUGAGGUCUUAAAGAGAGAAAUAGAUGUUUUUCAGCUCCGGUGGUAUGGCUAUUGCAUGUUCAGAGCACUUGCAGGUCUACACAGGCAGGGAAUAGUUCAUAGAGAUGUUAAACCUGGCAACUUCCUUUUCUCUCGUAAGGUCAAUAAAGGUUAUCUCAUAGAUUUUAACCUUGCUAUGGAUUUGCAUCACAAGUAUGGAACCUCUGACAAAUCAAAGUUGGGCUAUGAUAUGAGCUUUGAUCAUGUUCCAGUUCCCCGGCCGAAAUCUCUUCUUUCUGCCAAAAGUACAAAGCUUCUGACGGCUAAUUCUUUGGAGGCAGUCAAUCAGGAGGCACGAAAAGGCCCCAGGUCACGUGUGUUGCCCAAUAACCUGAAAAAGAAGGCUGUGGACCAGAAAGAAAUCUUAACUAACCUAAGUAAUAGAAAUAUGGUUAAAAGCCAAGGCGCAGAUGGCUCUGGGAUAACUUCAGCAAAGGAUGCAACGAGUGCAAGAACUCCUUCAGCAGAAAGAUUUAGGGAACCAAUGCCAUGCCAAGGUAGAAAGGAGCUGAUUAGCCUGGUGCAGGAAGCAUUGCAGGCUCCAAAUCAUGAAGCAGUGAGUCGUCCAACUUCUAAGAGAAAAAGGGUUGCUGCCCCUCCUGGAAAAGUGGAUAGAAAAUUUGUUUAUCUUACCCCAAUGCCAUUGCAUUGCACUGGGAUUGCCGUUGCCGGUGCUGGCUUACUAACAAACAAAGGGGAUGGAAAGAACAAGAAAGAAGGUCCUUGUGUUGGAACCAAGGGCUUCCGAGCUCCAGAGGUAUUGUUCAGAUCCCAAUUUCAAGGCCCCAAGGUUGAUAUAUGGUCUGCUGGGGUCACCUUACUCUACCUGAUGGUUGGAAGAACACCCUUUGUUGGCGACCCCGAACAGAACAUAAAGGACAUUGCAAAGUUGAAAGGCAGUGAAGAUCUUUGGGAAGUGGCCAAGCUACAUAACCGCGAAUCCUCAUUUCCAACGGAACUCUUCGACAUACAAUCCUUGCCAUCUAUGAAAUUGAGAGAAUGGUGCGAACAAAACAGCAAAAGACCAGAUUUCCUCAAGACCAUACCAAGACCGCUCUUUGAUCUCGUGGACAAAUGCUUGACAGUGAACCCGAGAUCGAGGAUAAGUGCAGAGGAAGCACUUAACCAUGAGUUUUUUGCUCCAUGCCAUGAGGGGUUAAGGAAACAGAGGCUGCUUAGGCAGGGGCUCAGCUCGGACUCAGGAACUAGCCAUCUUUUACAGAGUCAGACUUUUGAGGCUUCUCAUGAACAACUUCAAUCAGCUUCCUAGAGGUUUGUUAUUUACCAAAUUGUUGUGAAUGUUGUAACUGUUAGUCAUGAUGACUUAGAGUUGUAAUAGUACUUGAAUCAAGUCAAGGUACGCAAUUAGGCAUAAACAUGUGCUUGGUCCUCAAGAAAUAGAGUGGCCAGUGUAGAAAUUUAUGUGGGAUAUAAACAUACCUUAUAUA